Molecule: messenger RNA, 10612 nt
Organism: Esox lucius (northern pike)
Lineage: Eukaryota; Metazoa; Chordata; Actinopteri; Esociformes; Esocidae
Product: dedicator of cytokinesis protein 3
Exons: 55
Coding region: 575-6961 (2128 amino acids)
Biological process (GO): small GTPase-mediated signal transduction
Cellular component (GO): cytoplasm; plasma membrane
Molecular function (GO): guanyl-nucleotide exchange factor activity; small GTPase binding
Source: RefSeq, a predicted model, not a curated record
CAUGUGACGUCCAUGAAGAUGGCGCAUCCAACGGUAUAUCGCAGAUUUCUGAAAAUGUCUUACACCUCAAGACCAGUUUGGACCGGCGGACAAUAUCACGAACUGCUAGCCUAAUUAUUAUCUAAUGAGUCAACCCUACCGCCCGAACCCGAUAUUGCAGCGUUGUCGUUCAUUCAGAUUCCGACUUGGUACAGAGCUAUAGGCUAUGACUAACCACGAAAUAAAUAAAUAAAUCGUUGGGGGAAAAAAACUAUUCCCGUUAUCGAGAUGCUGCUGCAAUAAUAGCAUUUGGAGAUUAGAUUACAGUGUGUGUUGGGUAGGUGGAUACGGAGACCGCAUCAGUGUGUGAGACGGCGAGCAGUGUAGAAGAGGGGAUAAAGGAAUCACGGACUAGAUAUUGGUGGUCCUUUUGUGUUCUAGCCUAUAAUAGCCUAUAUUUCUAUCGAGAUGUAGCCUAGUCCAGUUCAAUAAGGAGCCGGGAACAUUCGUAUAUCUUUCAUUUGGCUACAUCCUCCCACGGCAUCGACAGAAUGAGGCUUGGUCUCCUGGUGGGAAAAUAACAAAAAAUCCGAAGAUGUGGAUACCGACAGAAGAGGAAAAAAUCGGAGUUGUGAUCUGCAACUUCCGGGCCUCGGUAUGUCAGGCCCUGGUCCUGGAGAUAGGAGAGACUGUGCAGAUCCUGGAGAAGAGUGAAGGCUGGUACAGAGGGUUUUCCACCAAGAAGCCUUCCAUCAAGGGUAUAUUCCCAUCCAGCUAUGUCCACCUGAAGAAAUCCACAGUCACCAACCGAGGGCUGUGUGAGACGGUUGUGCCUCUGGAAGACCCUAUCAUCACUGAGACCACCUCUGCCCUGCAGGAAUGGGGCGUGCUCUGGAAACAGCUCUAUGUGAAGCACAAGGUAGAUCUAUUUCUCAAGCUGCGUCACGUGAUGAAUGAGCUCAUUGAUCUGCGCCGGCAGCUCAUCCUGGGUCACCUGGCCCAGGACCAGACCCGAGAGAUCAAACGACACAUCACUGUACGCCUGGACUGGGGCAACGAGCAUCUUGGCUUAGACCUUGUUCCUAGAAAGGAGUUUGAAAUGGUGGAUCCGGAUCAUAUCAGUGUGUCUGAACUCUACAAAAUGCACGCCUCCAGCAGACACUGUGGCCAGCCAAGCACAAACCAGUGUUCGUCGUCCUCCGUUCGUUCUCAGGGCGACAGCGCGCGUCAGCGCCAUGGAGACGGUUGCCGCGUUCCGGUGCAGCACCACCUCUUCGUCAACCUGAAAAGCUUCACCUACAACACCAUAAGUGAGGACGCGGACGUUUUCUUCUCCCUCUACGACACCCGAGACAACAAGCCAAUCAGUGAAAAGUUCAUGGUGAGACUGAACAAAAAUGGAGGACCAAAAAACCCAGAGAAAGUGGACCGCCUGUGUGCUCUGUUCACGGAUUUGAGCAGUAAAGACCUGAAGAGAGACCUGUAUAUUGUGGCACAGGUCAUACGGACUGGUCGUAUGUUGUUGAACGACUCCAAGAAGGGUCCGCCGCAUGUGCAGUACCGGAGACCGUACGGCUGUGCUGUCCUGGCCAUGAGUGACGUGUUCCACACCAUCACUGACCUCAAAGAGGAGAAGGACUUUGUCCUCAAAGUUUACACAUGUAACAAUGAGAACGAGUGGUUUCAGAUCCACGAGAACAUCAUCCGCAAGUCCAGCACCAAGUACUCUGCUCCUAGCACCAACUAUGGCCUCAUCAUCUCGCUGCAGUUGCUUCGAGGGGAGCUGGAUCAGAUCCGGAGGGAGAACCAGACAGUGUUCACCAGGGCCCUGGCCAUCACGCGCAAACUGGGCUUCCCUGACGUCAUCCUGCCAGGUGACACUCGCAACGACCUGUAUCUGACCCUGGAGCGAGGGGACUUUGAGAGGGGCGGCAAGAGUGUCCAGAAAAACAUUGAGGUCACAGUCUAUGUGCUUUAUGCCGAUGGGGACACACUCAAGGACUGUAUCAGUCUGGGUAAUGGCGAGCCCAACACGAGUGAGCACCGCUCUUUCGUCCUGUACCACAACAACAGCCCUCGCUGGAGUGAGAUGAUCAAACUCCCCAUCCCCAUAGACCGCUUCAGAGGCUCACACCUGCGCUUCGAGUUCCGACACUGCUCCACUAAAGACAAAGGAGAGAAAAAGCUUUUCGGUUUUGCCUUUACUCCUUUGAUGAGGGAGGAUGGGACAACGCUGUCAGAUGAGAGCCAUGAGCUUUAUGUCUACAAGUGUGAUGAGAAUGCAACGUUCAGUAACCAGGGACUGUACCUGAGCAUGCCCUGCUGUAAGGACGACUUCAACAGCUGUCCCAACCUUCCCUCCAGUCUGCCUUUCCAGAGGAACCCCAAGGAGACCUUCUGGGUCUCCACACAGCUUUGCUCCACCAAGCUCACCCAAAACGUGGACCUCCUUGCCCUGUUGAACUGGAAAGCCCAUCCUGACAAGGUGUUGGACAUCCUGGGUAGACUACGCCACAUCAACGGAGAGGAGAUUGUCAAGUUCCUGCGAGAUGUCCUGGAUACACUGUUUGGUCUCCUGGAUGACAACACGGAUAAAUACGGACCACUGGUUUUUCAGUCUUUGGUGUUUAUCAUCAACCUUCUCAGGGACAGUCGUUUCUACCACUUUCGCCCAGUCAUGGACGCCUACAUACAGAACCACUUUGCAGGAGCCCUGGCCUACAAAGAGCUGAUACGCUGUCUGAAGUGGUACAUGGACCGCUCUGCAGAGGUUGUCAGGCAGGACCACAUCCAGGAAGCCAUGAGGGCCCUGGAGUACCUGUUUAAGUUCAUCGUCCAGUCUCGGAUCCUGUACUCGCGGGCGACCUGUGGUAUGGAGGAGGAGCAGUUCAGGGCCAGCAUCCAGGAGCUUUUCCAGUCCAUUCGCUUUGUGCUGAGCCUGGACAGCCGCAGCUCAGAGACCCUGGUCUUCACACAGUUUAGGGGUGUGAUCAACUGCAUGCCUUUCAAUGGUAGUCAUGCUCCAGGCAUCUCUCCAGUCUCAGCAGCGUUGUUGAACAGUUUCCCAGACAUCUUUGACGAGCUACUGCAGAUGUUCACGGUGCAGGAGGUGGCGGAAUAUGUCCGGGGCACCUUGGGCAGCAUGCCAAGCACGGUGGACAUCGGUCAGUCCAUGGAUGUGGUCAAACUGCAGUCCAUAGCCCGCACCGUUGAGAGCCGACUCUUCUUUUUCCCUGAGUCUCGUAGUAUCUUGUUACCGGUGGUCUUGCAUCAUAUCCAUCUGCACCUUCGCCAGCAGAGGGAGCUGCUCAUCUGCUCAGGAAUCCUGACCAGCAUCUUCUCCAUCAUCAAGACCAGUUCUAUGGAGUCUUCUGUGCAGGAGGAGGUGGAGAUGAUGGUGGAGAGCCUGUUGGAUGUUCUGCUCCAAACUCUGUUGUCCAUCAUGUCCAAGUCUCAGUCUCUGGAGACAGCCAGGGGGCAGCGUUGUCCUCAGUGCACUGCUGAGAUUACGGGGGAGUACGUGUCCACUCUGCUGUCGCUACUCAGACAGAUGACAGAGAUCCACUUCCACCAUCUGCUCAACAACUUCCACAGCAAAGAGGAGCUCAAGGAGUUCCUGUUGAAGAUCUUCUGCGUGUUUCGGAAUCUGAUGAAGCUCACCAUCUUCCCCAGAGACUGGAGUGUCAUGAGGCUUCUGACCAGUCAUGUAAUUGUGACCACUACACAAUACCUGUCCCCAGCAUUACACAAGAACUUCUCGGAGGCAGAUUUUGACUUCAAGGUUUGGAACUCCUUUUUCAGCCUGACGGUCCUGUACAUCAAUCAACCCAGUCUACAGCUGGAAUCUUUGACCCAGGCCAAGAGGAAGAAAAUCCUGGAUAAAUAUGGUGAUAUGAGGGUCAUGAUGUCUUACGAGCUCUUCAGCAUGUGGCAGAAACUCGGUGAGAAUAAACCCCACUUCAUCCCUGGAAUGAUGGGCCCGUUCCUGGGAGUGACGCUCGUGCCUCAGAGCGAGGUCCGAAAUAUCAUGAUCCCCAUCUUCCAUGACAUGAUGGACUGGGAGCAACGGAAGAACGGCAACUUCAAACUGGUGGAAGCGGAGUUGAUGGACAAGCUGGAAAGCAUGGUGGCUGAUGGGAAAGGAGACGACAAUCACAGGGAGCUCUUCGGCCUGCUGACCCAGUUGUUUGGGCCUUACCCCAGCCUUCUGGAGAAAAUCGAGCAGGAGACUUGGAGAGAGACCGGCAUAUCGUUUGUCACUUCCGUCACGAGACUGAUGGACCGGCUACUAGAUUACAGGGACUGUAUGAAAGGAGAUGAGAUGGAGAACAAGAAAGUGGGUGGCUCUUCCAAUCUCAUGAACUUCUACAAGUCCGAGAUCAACAAGGAGGAUAUGUACAUCCGUUACAUUCACAAACUCUGUGACCUGCAUCUGCAAGCCGAGGACUACACUGAGGCAGCGUUUACCCUGCUGCUGUACUGGGAACUGCUACACUGGGAGGACCGGCCCCUGAGGGAGUUUCUCCAUUACCCCACACAGAGCGAAUGGCAACGCAAAGAGGGCCUCAGCCGCAAAGUACUCCAUUACUUUAACAAGGGAAAGUGUUGGGAAUAUGGAAUAUCACUCUGCAGGGAAUUGGCUUUCCAGUAUGAAACCUUAUAUGACUACCAGAGCUUGAGCUGGAUACGGAAAAUGGAGGCUGCAUACUAUGACAACAUAAUCGAGCAGCAGAGGAUUGAACCUGAAUUCUUCAGGAUGGGUUUCUAUGGUAGAAAGUUUCCUUUUUUCCUGAGGAACAAGGAGUUUGUGUGCCGGGGCUAUGACUACGAACGUCUGGAAGACUUUCAGCAGAGGAUGCUGGGAGAAUUCCCUCAGGCCAUCGCCAUGCAGCACCCCAACCAACCAGACGAUGCCCUACUACAGAGUGACGCUCAGUACCUGCAGAUCUACGCGGUGACCCCAGUGUCAGACAUCACCGACGUGCCUCAGCUGGAGCGCGUACCGGAGAGGAUAAAGAGUUUCUACCGCAUCAAUAAUGUCACCCGCUUUCACUAUGACAGGCCCUUCCACAAGGGACCUAAGGACAGGGACAACGAGUUCAGGAGUCUUUGGAUCGAGAGAACCACUCUGAUUCUUGCUCGUCCACUUCCUGGAAUCUCCCGCUGGGCUGAGGUCGAGAAGAGAGAACUGGUGGAGGUGAGCCCUCUUGAAAAUGCCAUCUACGUGGUGGAGAACAAGACCCAGGAGCUACGCACCCUGAUCAGCCAGUACCAGCACAGGCAGCACCAUGGCAACAUCAACCCCCUCAGCAUGCUGCUCAACGGGGUCAUAGACGCUGCCGUGAACGGGGGCAUUGCCAGAUACCAAGAGGCAUUUUUUGAUAAGGACUAUAUUAACAGCCACCCAGAGGACUCGGAGAGGAUCACUCAGCUCAAAGACUUGAUGCAGGAACAGGUUCACAUCCUUGGAGUGGGGCUAGCUGUCCACGAGAAGUUGGUGCACCCAGAAAUGCGUCCAUUGCACAAAAAGCUGAUAGAUCAGUUCCACAUGAUGAGGACUGGCUUACACCACUGCCUAUAUGUGACCCAACAGGGGUUGUCAGCCGCCUGUACCGGAGUGACGUCUCCCAGAGGCAUCCUGAACACCCACAGCUACAUGAGCCCAGAGAGUGUCCGUCUGAUUCACAGGCACAGCCCUAUGAACCUGCAAGGUUCUAUUCGCCAGUCGUCCUCCUCCCUUUCUUCUCACACCUCUAGUGAGGCAGGAGGGAACCUUGUUAUCAUGACAGAUGGUCUGAUUGGAGAGCACACUGAGGACACGGCUCACAUGCAGCCAAGCCCGUCUUCCUCCAGUCUGAGCUCAGUUCGCUCCACCUCCUCCCAGGUUAUCAACUCUGCCCCUUCUAGUGCCAGAGGUUCUCCGUCCCUGCCGGAUAAAGUCAAACACAACCGGGAGGUGAUGAUGCUUCUACCGCCUUAUCAGAGAGCAAACAACACCAUGUACUACACCAUGGCUGAGAACGGACAGAGCAACCAUCUGCAGCGUGCCUUACUCCAACAAGUGAGCUCCUGUAAGCCGUGCGCUGACCCUCACAUGGGCUUGCCAGAGAAAGUGUUUCCCAGUGCUCCCAGCAGCUGGAGUCUAGAUGGGGAGGGCAGGGAGGCGGUGCCCUAUGUCCAGGGAACGACGGGGGGCGUCGUUAUGCCCCCCAUCCCACCCAGGUCCUUUCCUCCAGGUCACUUCCUGAUGCACUUCGAUGCGUUCCACCACCAGAACAGUGACCCGCCUCCGGCACUUCCUGUCCGCUCUCUGAGAAAGUCUCCUCUCCACCCCAUUCCCGGCUCCCCGACUAGUCCUCAGUCAGCCCUGGGGGGGAGUAACUCCACCCUGUCGGGCAGCGCCAGCAGCGGGGUCUCCUCUCUGAGCGAGAGUAAUUUUGGCGGCCAGUACCCCGAGGCCCAGACCGUGCGAAAUGACGCCAUGGAGCCCGUCCCGAGCCACCUCUGGACCCCCGAUGAAUACCUGGCCUCUCCCUACCUGCACAUCCACUACAGCGGCCCGGAGCCAUCGGAGUCCCUCGACCAGGUCCGACCCUUCCACUACCGCAAUCCCGUCUCCCACGCGCCCCACACGCACCCCCACCUCCACCCCCAGCCGGCCGGCCUCGACUGCCACCCUCACUCCCAUGGCCCCCCCCCACCACCAGGCGGCCCUCCACGGCCCCCACCACGUUCCGUACCGGCGCCCCCAGCCCCCGGCCGUGCCCCCCAAGCCGUACCUGAGGGAGGGCUGCAUCCCCGAGGAGGACCUGAGCUCCCUUGUGCCCCAGCCUGUCCCGCUUCCCCGGAGGAUCUUCCACUCCCCUCACAGUCACAGGGAGGAGCAGGCCAAGGCGGCCUGGGAGCAGUGCAUCAGCGAGGAACACGAGGAUACGCCGUGAGGAGACCGGCUGGCUCCAUAGUCUAUUACUGUAUAUUAUAGUAGUAGAGCGCUGGGGCCACUUGGAGAUCUCACACACCUCAGUGCUUCUUAAUAGUCCGACGCGGCUCCCAUCCCUCUUGUCCCCUUGAAAUCACCUGCAUCAAUGUGAUAGAACUUUGCCUGGACGAAUCAAGUGCUUACAUUGUGUAGGCAUUGGCCAUAUUGCUUCCUCGAUUGGAUCCAUUCCAUGUUUUUAUAUCAGCGCAGAUGAAGGGGAGGGAAACGAGAGGAAGCCACUUUUGACUAUGGAGACGCGCCUUCAUUCUCCUCCCUGUAUUCAGAUUGUCUGAUUCUGAAUCGACUAGGGAGUCUUGAAAGGGAUUAAUAAGGGAAUAUUAUCGGUCAGACAGGAUGACUGAUAAUGAUGACUUUGUUUAAAUUGAUAUUGAUUGUACACUAUUGUACAACUAGUCUGUGAGCAUGUUUUGUUUCUUUUCAUUUGAAAACAAUAUACAGUUUUGUGCAACAUGACGAUCCUGAUCAACACAAUCCUUGUCAGUGUGAUCAACACCAUUCAGUCCCAACGUGGAUUCCUCUUCCCUUUUCCACGAUGACAGGACAGUACAGAAAGUUAGAAAGAAAAGAUUCUUAAUGAUGUUGAUUUUCUUUGCUUUCAAUUCUUUAAAUUAGGGAUGCACCAAUAUAUCGGCAAGCAGUCAAUGUCGGCCGAUUAUAGGCAAACGUAAUAAUCGGUGUUGGCCGAUUGCUUUAAAUUUGCCUGAUAUUUUAGACAGAUUGUGCUUUCCGGCGUUUCCGCGUUUACUCUACCCCAUUGUGACAACAAUGACAAUGACAGUCAUUCCUGACAUCAACUCUUUGUUAGACACAUGCAUUGCAUUUUUUUGUGAGAAACACAGAGCACACAGUCCUCUUAUGUCAGAGCCAGAGAAUGAAUCCAUCACCCUCUUUGCACACCAGCUGCAUGAACAACCUCAGGGUGUGCGUGGUCCCCAGUAGGGAACCAGUGUGCAUUAGCCUACCGGACUGGAUUGUUAAAAGAUUAAUUUGCAGCACAAGAUACUUUUCACCUGAAAAUCUAGCAAGGACAUCAAAUUACUACAGGACAUUCUGAUUCUAGUUUGCUUGGGAGUGGCGGUAGACAGACUUUCAGGCGCUGCUGAACAUUUAUUGAUCUGUGAGGUUUUGGUUUAGGGUAGACUCAGGUGAGGUCACAAGGUUUUUUUGUAAAUUAACCAGCAAUAUACCAGAUUACUUGUUACUAGAGAGAGUUGUAUUCUUUUUUUGAAACAUUACACUGCAUACUUGCUUGUUUUGUGUUUUAUGGUGUAAAGGGAUGUUGGCUGGCUACCAUAAUGAGAGGCUGGUAGAUUUUGAAUACACCUGGCACAUUUUGCUGGUGAACCCAAAAGUAAACUUGAUGCCCUGCCUAGAGAAUUAACAACUAUGUCAGGGUACUAAAGGAUCUUCAGAAAUACAGCAAAUGUAAACAAAUAAAUAGCUUCUUAGCAAUUUCCCUAUGCCAACAAUGGCAUUUGUUAAUGCAGUUUUGAGAGUUAAAUACAUUACCUAUCUAAUUUACUAUACUUAUAUCCAGUCAUUGAAUAAUAUACAAUUACAGAAAAGAUUCCCUUUAUAAUUUAUACAUUUUCCUUUCAUUAACAUUCAUUAUCAGACUUAUUUUUUGUUAUUAUAAAUAUAUAGAAAGAUAACUUUUGUAUGACUGAAUUUACAUUUGCUGAAAUAUGUAGUAUCAUUAUUCAUGCCAGGGUACACAGGGACAGGAAUAACGAAACACUGCUAUUGGCUGCGGGCAAUUGCGGCAUGCGAAUAUCUGCGAUUGGUAUCAGCCAAUCAUUGUCUUAUUGGUGCAUCCCUACUAUAAAUAAACAUUUACCAAUCCUCCGUCCCUUCUGCUACCUUGUUCCCAUUGAAAGUGGGUCUGUUAUUUGGACCUGGGUCACUCUGAUUGACCCAAACCUCAAGGGACGCAAACCUCAGUCUAGGAUUACCCUUUCAUACGGUAACCUAGGUACGGUAAACCAAUGUGAAUGUAUUCAAACAAGAUGUGCUCUUUGUAUUAAGCAAGUGGCAGGUCUUCUUUUCUGUUCAAGUGCUUUUAUAUUUAAGUGAUGUCUUUAUUACAGUGUUCUUGUCUUUUGUAUGACGGAUACAAACAUCUCAUGAGAGAAGUGUGAGUGCUACCAAGACUGACCGAGCUGAUGAAUCAAAAUCCUUAGUAGGGGUACAAGAAAGGGCUGGACAUUACAAGUGCAUCGGUUAGUUCUGGAACAACAGUUUCAAUGUUAUUUCCAUUGGGCGAGGCACACUCAGUAUGACUGGAUUGUUCCCUGGAUGGUGGGGAAGAAGAUGACAGAAAACACAGUGAGGAGUACGAUAAGUACAAUUAAUGAUUCAGCAGUACCUCAAUCAACAACUGAACUAACUACAACUCAGAAAAAAAAAAAACAAGUCACUCUCUCACUCUCUGCUUCUACACGUUUCAGGUCACUUUCAACAAACGAGUACUAUAUAGACUGAUGUCAGUAUCAUUGCUUCUUUCUGAUUAGCUGAACCCCGCCCCCCUACUGCCCAGCCGCUCUGCAGGUCAAAUGGCAUAUCCAAACUCCCUUCCGACAGCGUUCUAAACGCCUACCUGCCUUAAGUGCACUGAAAUGCAGUAUCAGUCUCCCGCUCCGCCGCUCGACCGGUUCUGAAACGACCGCUCUAGUCCCCCCCCCCCCCCCCCCCACGUUCUCCACGCUCUCCGGACAAACCUGUUAAUGUUAGCGUGUUAUCCGUUUUGUUCCCGCCUUGGUUGAAAAAUGUUUGAUUUGUGAUGCUACAGUAUGCUUAGUUCUGCCCGCAACACUCCUUCACCCUGCGAUCUACGACAGGGACCAGGACCACAGGGUUGAUCUCCUUGGGGAAUGAAGGUACCACACGGUUUUCAGCAGUGUGAUGUUUCAUUCACCCGUGGGUUGGAAGGUGAUGGUUUCUGCCCCAGCAGACAGACUAUGUUUUCCCCAGUUGUCUUCUGCAGGUGAAUGCUUCGCUGUGUUCUUGUACAUCAGGUUGCCCACUGAUCAGGCGACCUCUAUUUUUGUACGCAGGUUCAUCCGUUCUGAGGACUUAUUUCACAGAUGUACCGUGAAAGGAUCCAAUGUAUGUUUUGCAGACUGCGGAGUUAGGAAAGAGCUGUGCUAUCGAUCAACUUUAACAUGAAAGUCUGGUGUAGGAGGAAGCUGGUGAAGUUGGUGAACAGAGGAGAGAUAGUCUGAUCAAAAUUAGGUACAAUAGCAUUUUUCACUGUAAAUUAUGUUACUGUACAUAAAGCCGGUAUUGUGAAAUAUUUUUGAGAAUUAUAGCAGACCCCAAAAAAUCCCCAAAAAAUGACUGUAUCGUUGUUGUUUUGUGUAAAUACAUGUACUCCUGAAAUAGAUGUAAUUGAUAAAUAUCUAUAAUCAAUGUUUAAAGAAGACAAAUCAAUAUAGACUGUGGUUGUCUGCAUUGUUCUUCACUUCAAGUCUUCAAAUAUAAAUACUUUAUACACUUUUCAAUGUGCUUUCUUGUACAUAUGGUGUUAGCAUGAUCAAACAGUGUUUGGUUGUAAAAGUGGUUUUCCUACUCCCAUAACUGCUGUGGUAUGGAUUCAUUAACAAUGCCAAACAUUAAAGACAAUCUUUUAUCAGC